AUGAGAAGCUCUUCAGUUGAAGAAGACGACUUUAUCGUGAGUAGAGCUUUUCCUACUUCAAACAAACCUUUUGGUUCACUAAACACACGACCGCCAGCUAAUGGAGAGGAGUAUUUGCGCCUGGUUAACGAAGAAGCAAACAAAAUACCAGCAGUUAAAAUUGCGCCCUCGCCAGCAAAUAAACAAUCAGACGAUAAGAUAGCAGGAUGGGUGAAGAGAGGCUGGGCUGAGAUGAAGAAAGAAGAAAAUACUGUAGAUAAAUUGAUGCCCAAUAAAGAAUGGGAAAUAAAGUUUUUGGACGGGUUUGAGGGCAUGAGACAAAAGCUACGCAGGUGGAUUGAUAAGCAAGCAUCCAAUAUUAACCAAGCAGCCGAGACGUUAGAAAUGCCUAAACACAGGAACAAGACUGCUUGGUACAAGUUUUGUUACGGAUCCGCGGGGACAGUCCCCACCCUUUCAAUAAUCUCGAAGGUAGAUCAGCAAACAACUCUUUCUCUAAUAUCAUAUCAUACUGAAUGGCUUUCUGAUAACGAGAUCUCUAAAGCACAAUCACAAUGGAUUUUUGCGCUUCUGCUGAGAGUAGACAAACUGCUGACUCCUAAUCAGACUUCAUUGCUGAGAGAACUUUGCAGAAAGUGUAUAGACAUUAGGAAAAAUUUGUCGGCCCGCGACAUGGACGAUAUUAAUUUCGCCUCUGCCAACAUAAUAAUUUCAAUAAUAAGAGGUAUCUUUGGCCAAAAAGAUCUUUAA
Molecule: messenger RNA, 750 nt
Organism: Paraglomus occultum
Lineage: Eukaryota; Fungi; Glomeromycota; Glomeromycetes; Paraglomerales; Paraglomeraceae
Source: the annotation of a GenBank genome assembly